AUGGGCAAUAACGUUAGUGAUAAUCGGUUUAAUAGCUUUAAUAAUAAACACAAUAAAAAAUUUAGAUUUAGAAAAUUUACAAAUGUACCUUCAUUAAACUCAAAAAGUUCAAAGAAUUCUCGACACUCAUCGAAAAAGUCAGACGAAAUUAAUGUUUAUAUUGAUGGUAGAAGGUAUCUCGAAAAUUCAAAAUACUCUUUACCAAACGAUGACGAGGAGGCUGAUAGAUUACACAUGCAACAUUACGUUACGAGAUUUAUAUGGCAAAAAAAUUUUUGUUCUCCAGUAAAAAAUUUAUUAAAUUAUGGAAAUGCGCAAGUUUUAGAUGUCGGAUGUGGUAGCGGGACAUGGGUUCUUGAGAUGGCUUCUGAAUUUCCACAAUCACAAUUUACAGGAAUAGACAUUUCGCCAAUGUAUCCAUCACAAGUUAAACCUGGCAAUGUAGAAUUUUUACAUGUCGAUGUUUUAAAAGGUUUACCUUUCAAUGACAAUACGUUUGACUUUGUGGUUAUAAGAAAUAUGAUAACUGCGUUUUCAUCAAGUGAUUGGAAAUUUUGUAUACAAGAAUUAAUCAGGGUCACUAAACCAGGUGGAUAUAUCGAGAGUUCCGAAUUUGAAAUUCCUGCGUUGAAUAGAGGACCUGUUUCAAAAAGAAUGUCAGAUGCAUGGAUUGCAAUAAUGAAAACUAAAGAUAUUGAUAUAACAUAUUCGAAUAAGCUCGAAGAACUUUUUGCAUCAUAUGAAAGUUUAACAAACAUUAGGCAUAAAAUGAGGCUACUUCCUAUAGGUAAAUGGGGUGAAAGAGUCGGUGAAAUUAUGUCGGAAGAUUUGAUAUUACUCUCGAAAGCUUUAGGGCCUGUUCUAAUACCUGCUUGGGGUAUAGGGAUUGAUCAAUAUAAUGAAUUUAUCGAAGUUUUACCGGACGAAUUGACCGAGUACAAAACUUUUACAAAUAUUCAUGUUAUUUAUUCCCAAAAACUUAAUGUAAUAUAA
Messenger RNA from Entrophospora candida, 993 nucleotides. The record is from the annotation of a GenBank genome assembly. NCBI's taxonomy places the organism in Eukaryota, Fungi, Glomeromycota, Glomeromycetes, Entrophosporales, Entrophosporaceae.